Messenger RNA from Trematosphaeria pertusa, 1584 nucleotides. RefSeq lists its product as uncharacterized. The record is from RefSeq and is a predicted model, not a curated record. Lineage: Eukaryota; Fungi; Ascomycota; Dothideomycetes; Pleosporales; Trematosphaeriaceae. The transcript has 2 exons. Bases 1 to 1584 code for a protein of 527 amino acids.
AUGCAUUCCUGGAAUCAACAACGGCAAUUGAAUGCUGCACAGGAUAUUCGGCAUUGGUCACCCCAACCUGCACCUAGUGCAGCCGAUGCCGGCCGUUCUCGCUCAGUGCUUGAACACACGAACCCUUUGCCACCCCGACAGCCAGAGGAGACGCCUACAGUGGAUCACAUACUCAGCAUCCUCGAUAGGAGCCCGUCGUACACCGAGCUUCGCGAGCAACUUGAAGCUAUUGGUGUAAAGCUGGACCGCGCAGCGUUUGCGGAAAGCCUUCUUACUGCUGGACUAGCUGUCAACUCCGCUUCUCCAGCGGACGUCGAGCAUGCUGGGCUACUUACGACCUUCCCCUGCCUUAGGCCCGAUAUCAAAGAGCGGGUUUUGAAUGCCUUAAAGAACAGUCUUACCGAAGACUCUCAACAGGGAGACUGCAUGGACUCCAACAAGAACAUUUCUAGUCUCAACGCUGUCCCGAAGCAUGCCCAUUAUGCUCAUAGCUCCGCCGCAAGCCAACUACCUAGAUUCAGCCCUACGUCGCUGCCAGCAUACAGGUCGGGUACUAACAAUACGACCCCUUCUACGAGUGACACUAUCGACAGCCAAAGCUAUCAGUACAUGCCUAAUCAAAACGAUGGCGCGGUUGGUAAUGCCGAUAUCGCUCACGCCUCGAACUACGCCUCUCCUGCAAGCGUCCCCUCUAUGCGGCCAACGAGCCUCAAGAAUGCCCGAGCGCCUUUGCCUUCCAAACCCGUUCCGCCGACAGUAGCCACUCCGGCUGCUAUUCCCGAGCAUGGAACUGCACAACAAGCUCGCACUGGUCUCUACCAUCCGCACCUAUCCUUGGUGAGCACCAGUUCCGGCGCUUCAAGCCGACCAAGUUCUUUCACUCCAUCGGAUGCCGUCUCUAUUCGGACAUCUAUGAGCUCUUUUGCGGAUCCAUCGCUUAGACACCCUCCGCUCAGUACCACUACACGCAUGCGUGGAUCGAUCGCAUGUAGCUUUGCGCCAGCAUGUCCAAAAAAAUUCUCCAGAACCUCGGAGCAAAAGUGCCAUGAGGAGUCCCACUGCCGCUUCAACCCCGAGAGAAAGAAGGAAGAGCCAUGUCUCGUUUGCGUCAAUAUUUGCACCGGGGAUUGCCCGCCUGGUUGCGACACGCAAAGCCACAAAAUAUUUUGGACGGCGCGCAAGUGGAAUAUGGUGCAGCACUGGCAGAACAAGCACAAGUUGAAGCCUCAACAUGUGCCGGAGGAUUUAAAGGGCGCUCUUUACAAGACCAAGAGCGAGGAUGGAGGCAGUUCUGUUCCGAGCCGCGGGGUGCCCAGCGGUUGGGCAAUCGAAGAGCACCAUGAGGAGGACGACCCAGAGGCGCUGGCUCUAGAUGAGCAUGAGCGAUCGCCGCAGGAGAUACAGCAGAAAGUACCACCCAAGAGUGAGGACAGCGGCGGGGUGCGCAGCCUGACCAAGCGUUUCUGGAGACAUAGCCUAGAAGACAAGCCGAAGGGAAAUGACAAGAGGUGGAAGGGCGAUGAUCUAGAUGAGUGUGGUUAUCCUUCUAAUCGUAAAACUGGACACUCUUUCGAUUGGGGCUAG